Messenger RNA from Gadus chalcogrammus (walleye pollock), 4300 nucleotides. It is a transcript of the gene ppp1r10, whose product is annotated as protein phosphatase 1, regulatory subunit 10. The record is from RefSeq and is a predicted model, not a curated record. The coding region runs from base 477 to 2918 and encodes 813 amino acids. Gene Ontology annotation, cellular component: nucleus. Lineage: Eukaryota; Metazoa; Chordata; Actinopteri; Gadiformes; Gadidae. The transcript has 17 exons. Gene Ontology annotation, molecular function: metal ion binding.
CCCUUCCGAGCUCAUUCCUGGAUUUGGUCAGAGGUGAGUGAUGUCGCAAAGACAUUGAGGCUAUUUUCAACAAAAUACUGUUUGUUUUCGAUGAAAUUAGAUCUUGUUUUGCCAAAACCCUUUAAUGAACAAAAUCAUCCAUAGGAGCGAGAAAACGUAAGUUAAAUGUGUCUUUUUAUUGUGUCUGUUGCAGGUCCGAAUUUGUAUUGCCGAAGAUUUGGGGCUUCGAGGACUUUGAACGACCGUGCUCAAAAUCCUAUUUUUUCUUCAAGUAAUGGACAUUUGGUUACUAUUUUUGCCUCCAGUUUGUUCCUGAAGGAAAAGCUAGCUUAGCUACCACAACCCCGCCCAUAAGCAGUUUUUCAGUUGCUAUAAAACCAUAAUGGUUGACUAUAUGAAACUGAUGAAAUAAGCUAUAAGUGGCUUUAUAGUACACUAUAAUAGACCCGAGACGCUGAGGAUCUAUAACCAAUAACAUGGCGGUUGGCCCUGUCGACCCACGGGAGAUCCUGAAGGGGGUUGAAGCGCUCCUGGGGAAAGAUGGGGAGCUGCGCAGCUUGGAAGGAGUUCCCAAAGUUUUCAGCCUGAUGAAAAACUCCACCAAGAUGGUCAGUCGCUGCAUGUACAUGAACAUCCUGCUGCAGACCAAGUCCCACGACAUCCUCAACAGGUUUAUUCGAGUUGGGGGCUAUAAAUUGCUCAACGCUUGGCUGACCUACUCCAAAACCACCACCAACACGCCUCUUCUGCAGCUCAUCCUGCUCACACUGCAGAAGCUGCCUCUGAAAGUAGACCACCUCAAACAGAACAACACUGCAAAGCUGGUGAAGCAGUUAAGCAAGAGCGGCGAGACUGAAGAGCUGCGGAAGCUGGCGACCGUGCUGGUGGAGGGCUGGAUGGCCAUCAUCCGGUCACAGAGUGUCCCCAACAGUGGGACGUCGCCAGCAGAUAAGAAGAAGAAGGAGGGCAAAAUGCCCAUGCGAGAAAUGAAGGAGAAGGCGGCGGCAGUGGAGGAGGAGAAGAAGAAAGAGAAGCCCAAGGCCCACGCGCCCAGCCACGCCAAGAUCCGCUCCAUAGGCCUGGAGAUAGAAGUGGCCAGCCCUGCCCUGGUUAAAAAGACUCCCGCCGCCCCUCAACUGGGAGACAAGUACAACAUCAAGCCUGCUGUUCUCAAGAGGCCCAGCAACGGGCCUUUAGAUCCCCCGCCGGUGGAGAAGAAAUACAAACCCCUGAACACGCCCUCCAACUCAGCCAAAGAGAUCAAAGUGAAGAUCAUUCCCGCUCAACCUAUGGAGUGUACCGGUUUUCUGGAUGCCUUGAACUCUGCGCCUGUGCCUGGCGUCAAGAUUAAGAAGAAGAAGAUGGGCUCUCCCGCCGGCGGGGCCGGUACCAGUCCCAGUGCCAAAGCCGUGUCCCCGACCUCCAACAAGCCAAACCCCUUCGACAAGCCGGCCAACUACCAGGGCCUGACGGCCAAGCCCUCGUCCCCAGAGGGGGCGUCGUCGUGCCCCGCCCCCAGCGAGGACAGCCAGGACAUGGAGCCCCCCGGGACCCCCGUGCCCGCCGACGACCCCGAGGCCUCUGACACCGCAGAGAAGCCGAACGCGCUGGCGGAGCCGCGGCGCGAGGAGGAGACGCUGACCAAGAAGGGCAAGAAGAAGAAGAGCGUCCGCUGGGCCGAGGAGGAGCAGCUCAAAGAGUACUUCUACUUUGACCUGGACGAAACGGAGAGAGUCAACGUGAACAAGAUCAAGGACUUCGGCGAGGCAGCCAAGCGGGAGAUGAUGAUGGACCGUCAGACCUACGAGAUGUCCCGCCGGCUGUCCCACGACGCCAUGGAGGAGCGGGUCCCCUGGACGCCCCCCCGGCCCUUCACGCUCACCGGGAGCCUGGUGCACUCGGGCUCCGGCAGCACGGAGAAGCUCACGCAGAGGGACCGCGAGAUGGGCAUCCUGCAGGAGAUCUUCCUCAGCAAGGAGAGCGUACCGGACAGCCCUCACGAGCCAGACCCCGAGCCGUACGAGCCCAUGCCGGCACGCGUCAUCCCGCUGGACGAGGACUCCAGCAUGCCGGAGGACGGCUACAUGGAGCCCAUGGACACCACGCCGCAGCACGCUGCCGUCCUGGGCCUGGGCCUGGGGGAGGGCUCCAAGCUGCCCCCGGUGCUGGCCAACCUCAUGGGCAACCUGGGGGGCAGCGGGCCCCCGCAGGCCCCCGGCAACCCGGCGGCCCCCAGCGUCAACGUCCAGGAGCUGCUCUCCUCCAUCAUGGGGGCGCAGGGGAACCAGUCCACGGAGGACCUCAUCAAACAGCCCGACUUCUCGGACAAAAUCAAGCAGCUGCUGGGCUCCCUGCAGCAGAGCCAGAACCAGAACCAGAACCAGAACCAGAACGGACCCCCGCCAGUGAACCCGGGGCUGCUGGGCCACGGCCCCAUGAACAACAUGAACAACAUGCAGAUGCCCAUGAACGGCUAUCCCCCCAACCAGCCCCCCGGGGCGCCCCGCUUCCCGCACCCCCCGCCCCCCCACAACCACGGCCCCCCCUUCAACGCCGGCCCCCGCAUGAUGGGGCCGCCGCCGGGCCAGGGCCACGGCGACAACGGGGGCAACUACUGGGGCGACGACUCCAUGAGGGGCGGGCCGCCCCGCGGGGGCCACUUCCACCGCGGAGGGCGCGGCAGGGGAGGCGAGCCCGGUCCCUUCAGGGGCCGGGGGUCCCGUGGGGGGCCCCGCGGCGGACACAACAACAUGAACGACAUGUCCAAGAGGCCGGUGUGUCGCCACUUCAUGAUGAAGGGAAACUGCCGCUACGAGAGCAACUGUGCCUUCUACCAUCCGGGGGUGAACGGGCCGCCCCUCCCCCCCAACCACCCCGCCCACAACCAGCACCCCCCCCACCCCCAGCACGGACACUGAGGGGCCGCGCCCCUGGCGCCUCGCCCCCGGCGCCCAGACUUUGUCAGCCCAGACUUGCCGCUGCGGGAGGCUGAGACCCCGGGAGACGGAGGGAGGUCCUCCGACAACCCCUCCCCCCCCUCUGGGCACCCUGACACUGGUCUCCGCCCGCCCCGGCUCUCCAUCCAAUGAUGACUUUAACUUAUGGACCUGCUCAUUCGUUUGUUUUGUUUGUUUUAAAGUGUAAACCCCUUUUUUCAAAGUGCUAAAAUCACACGACUGAAACCCCCCCCCCUCCUUAACCACUUCUGGAGCCAGCAGCGACCCCAGGUUGAGCUGCGCUCCGCUCGCCUUUCAUUCCCCGCUGAACACACACCACUACCAUGAGAGGACUGGGUCCUACUGGCUAAAGGCCCACACCUCUCAGGGUCCGUUGAGCUCCUCCACCAACAGUCAAAUCGUGUCUGGGGUGAGGAACACGUUGAUGUCCACAGUUGUGUCCACAUGUUUGCAAGUAUUGGUAUUCUUUUGGCUGCCCCAAAGUAGACGGUAGGACAGGAUUAUUGGGGGCCCUGUGCGGCCCGCCCAUAGCGUUGUGAUGAGUAUGUGGUGAGAUGACUAGAGGAAGCACUUCCCACUCAGAGGGCCCAACAGAAGCUCCAGUCUUCCCCGAGCAAUCCUGUUCUCUUGACGUUUUAUCAAAUCACUAUUACAAUCCAGACUCCCAUGAACCACACCAUGAAGGGGACGUGUAUUAACCCAUCUAGUCCACCUUCCUGGAGCUCUGAACUCCACAUCAGAGCUGGGAAGUCGCUCUAUGAACAGAUACUAUUGGCCUUUGUUGUGCUAUCAACUGUAAGCCGUUUGGUUACCCCAACAAUAAGAGAAAUGCAACACCAAGGUUUCUGAGCAUGCUCCUGCAGAAACUCCCUGCUCUCCCUGUCUCUGGUCCCCGGGUCGUGUUGCUGCUUCUCCACGUGGGUCAACAUGGCGGAGAAACGCAUCGUCAGUGUUAAAACGACUUGUCAAAGACUGAUCAACUGCUGUUUGUGUCAGGUAUAUCGUGUUUUCUGUGAAAACAAUGGCCUUCGUGUCUCUUGUGGGACUGUGCAAAUGUUUUUUUUUUCUUUUUUCUGUGGCACCAAACCCAGAUUUUAUUUCGAUGCAGUGCUAAUAAUAAUGAGGCCUCUUAUAUAAGAGGGGCAAACUUUUUUUUGGGGGUUUAUGAAAUGUUAAUAUUUUUGUUUGUAAAUAGGUGCACAUCCGACACACAUAAGUACGAGUAUGUUUUGUACACAAAUGUAUCUAAUAAAUGUCUCAAAGUAAAAUUUAAACGAUAACCUUUCGGUUCCAUUCAUUGCUGUGCCAUGUCACGCUGAGCGUGUCAUCCUGUCUGUGAUCGU